Messenger RNA from Danio rerio (zebrafish), 1826 nucleotides. NCBI's taxonomy places the organism in Eukaryota, Metazoa, Chordata, Actinopteri, Cypriniformes, Danionidae. The record is from RefSeq and is a predicted model, not a curated record.
GCUAGAAACAGAGAGCUGACGUCUGAUGUUUUGGAAACAACCAGAUCUUUUCUGAUUGGUUAACACACAUCUUGCUGAACGCCAGUACAGUACAAGACUAAAGGACUAGGCUGCAGCGAACAUUUCCAAGAAAACAAGACACCCACGACAUCUUUAAUAUCCACCAGGAAACUCCAUUUGCUGUCUGGAUUCAAGAUAUCCUCAGAACAGUAGAUCUGAAAUCUGAGCAGCAGAUGUUCCCGUUUAUCUGAAAGGUCUUUACAAACCUGUUGAUCAACAUGAGUUCAAACAACCAGCAACGAUCUGGUGGAAACGGUAAAACCACUCUUGAGAAGCAUGGAAAUGACCCACCUGAUGUCACUUUAGAAGAAAUAGCAGAGGAUUUGCUUUCUUAUAUUGGAGGAUCUCCUCACCUAAAGAAGACAGAGAAACAGAUUGAAAGGAAAUACAGCAUUGAAAAGAAGGAUGGUGAUUACUGGUCAGCCGAUGACAUCAAGAAAGCUUGGGGGAAAACACAGAGGAUGAGAAAAACUGAUUUAAAACGAAAACGCUGGGCUCUUGCACUAUUGUUCCAGCUAAUAAAUCGAAAGGCAGUCAAAACAACGACACAGUGCGAUGAUGACAACACUGGAAAUGUAUCCCAGCCGAUUGUGGGAAACACACCUGACCAAACGAAAGCUGAAGGAGAGAGCGUAAGAGACAAAGCAUCAGCCUUAAAACUUCUAAAUUCCAAUGAAAAAGAAAACCAAGCACAGAAAGAAGAAGGCUCAACAAAACAGACUGUCUACAUACGCAUCCCAUUAUCGGACAUGGUUAGCAAUGAGUCUACCUCUGGAGGGAAAGAUGAGGAAAAAGGAAAAACAGGAAACAAACCAACAUAUAAAUUAAUUGACAGAUAUCCUAAACUUCCUCAAAUACAGAAAAAAAAAUCGUACAUUAUAUUUUACAACCCUAAAACCAGGAAUGCUAUGUGCACGUAUGAGAUAUUAAACAGAGAUACAUUAUCUAAACACAUAAACCCAUCAAAUGAAAAAAAUAAUGAAAACAAUCAAGCUAAGACAGAACUUAAAGAAAAUACUGACAGCAAGCGAGAAUCCGAUCAAAGAGACUUGAACCAAAUGACUCGAGGUCAUCUCGCUACAGCUGCCAAUCACAGGUGGUGUCGGGAAGCCUAUCAGGAUGUCAAUAUUGACAACAACAUGGCACCACAGCAUUUAGCCCUAAACAAUGGCAUCUGGAAAGCGCUUGAGAAUAACUGUCAGACUAUAUUCGAAGACGAAAAUAAUAACAUCCGCAAUGUCCAUGUGUACACUGGACCACUUUACAAUUAUAAGGAAACAAAAAAGAGCUCAGAAAAACCAAGAUUUUGGCACGACAAAGAAGUGCCGACUCACUUCUUCAAGGUGAUAAUAAAGGAGCAUGAAGAGGGGACUGUAAACAUGGAGUGCUAUAAGAUGCCUAAUACAGAUAAUCCAAAAGACACGGAUUUGAAUAAAUACGAAGUGCAAAUAAAACAAAUUGAGAACGAAUCUGGGUUGAAGUUUACAGAAAACGGCUGUCCUGAGGGAGAGAUAGACAGUACUAGAACUGUGAAAUGGGAGGGUAGAGAUGCAAAGGGAAACGAGUGUUCUGCUAAGAUAACAGUAGGAAUAAGCACACCACUUGCUGAUCAUAAUCAAUUUGCCUACAUCUGAGCAUGUACAGUUCUUUACUGCAUUACCCGUGAUUAGUGGUGGAAAGAGUACUGAGAAAUCAUACUCAAGUACCAUUACUUGCCUAAAAAUGUAGUGAGUACAGUAAAAGCAUCUGUUGUAAAUAUUACUCAG